UUCAAACGAGUACAAUGUGAAUCGUCCAUUAUUUUGUGUUGGACGAUCGGAGUCAGAGCUCAGCUUCUGUUUACAAUUUGUGACAGGUUAUCGUCUUUCAGUUGUAGUUUCGUGAAAGGUAUCAGUUUAAAAAAGUUAAAAAUUAUGUCACGAAAGAAGCACAAUAUAUCGUACAUCAAGCCAGAUGAACCAAAAUUUCUACGAGAAUUGAAAGAACAAAUUGGAUACAAGGAAGGUCCGACUGUCGACACGAAGAGGGAAGCUCUACCUGAAGAAUCCGAUGAUGAAAAAGAAGAGUUAACUGAUGAGAAGCCUAUUGUUGUUGUAUUAAACUCUGGCGAUUUAACAGCGGAGGAAGCGGACGCGUUUAAAAGACAGAAAGAAAAAGAAGAAAAUAAUGCCCCAGCUGACCUGUCUAAGAAGAUUAUAUUUCGCAAAACUAAAGUGGCAGACACGGAUUCAGACGCAGCUCCUACGGAUAAACCUGUGAAAAAGAAAGCAAAAAAAGAAAAGCAAAAGGUUGCUCUUUCCUUUGCUGUUAAUGACGAUGACGAGGACAAUGUUGGAUAGUACUGAAUGCAAAAAUUCUUAUCUGACUGUACAUAUUAUGUCUUUUAAUUUAUACAAAUAAUAUUUUUUUUGUAAAUAAUGUAUAUUAUAUAAUAUUAUUGAUUUAAAAAACUCUGCUAGAGAAUUAACGUAAAAGAGGCAAAAUUAGUGUAAAAUACUGGACGAUAAAUACAUUUUAUAAGAAACUAAAAAA
Messenger RNA from Monomorium pharaonis (pharaoh ant), 763 nucleotides. RefSeq lists its product as uncharacterized. NCBI's taxonomy places the organism in Eukaryota, Metazoa, Arthropoda, Insecta, Hymenoptera, Formicidae. The annotation marks the transcript as partial. The record is from RefSeq and is a predicted model, not a curated record. The transcript has 3 exons.